Molecule: messenger RNA, 531 nt
Organism: Rotaria socialis
Lineage: Eukaryota; Metazoa; Rotifera; Eurotatoria; Philodinida; Philodinidae
Source: the annotation of a GenBank genome assembly
AUGAAAGCUGCUCUUGCUAUCGUUUUCUUUGCCUGUAUCGCCGGCUCAAUGGCGAAUCCACUCGCUGAAACUAUUCAACAACUCCUUGGACAAAGCCAAGGUGUUAUUCAAGCUAUCGUCGGUAACCUCCAAGGAUCACUCAUGAAUUUAGUUCAACAAGCUCUCGGUAACGUUCAAACACUCAUUGGUACACUCGGUGGUCGAUUCGACUUCAGCUUUAUCACCGACAACCUUCAAAACAUCAUCGGUGCUGCAACCAGUCUUCUUAGUGGAAACCUCCUUGGCUUAGCCACAUCAGUCAUCGGUAUGAUUGGUCGUGCUGAAUUUAACAUUGGUCAAAUCUUCCAACAAUUCAUUGACUCCGUUAAACCAGCCAUCGUUGGAUUAGGUCAACAUGCAUUGAACCAAGGUUUAUCCGCUGUUCUCGGUGCUCUUGGAAGCCUUGCCCCAACAUCACGUGCUAUUGGUGAUAUCUUCGGAAGCCUCUCCGNCUUCUUUGGCGAAAAAUUCAAGCAUACGGGAAAAAAAUGA